Cuscuta epithymum is the source of this 880-nucleotide messenger RNA. Lineage: Eukaryota; Viridiplantae; Streptophyta; Magnoliopsida; Solanales; Convolvulaceae. The record is from the annotation of a GenBank genome assembly.
AGAAGAAGGGUAGUAAAGAUCUAGCUAGCAUCUAUCUCAGAUUCUCAAAAAGGAGGGGAAAUAUCAUCAGAAGGGUAGCUAGAUAUAUAGAAGCAAUAAGCUAAUUAAGGACUUUAAAGCAACAGAAUGCUUCCCAACGAUGAGCAAGAAAGAGAUAUGCUGCUUGAUAAAAUGCAACUCCUUCGAUCCGUCACCAACUCUGACGCUAUGAGUGAAACAUCAAUCAUAAUGGAUGCGACCAGGUAUAUCCAAGAGUUGAAGGACAAGGUUGGAAGAGCGAACCAAGAAUCGGAAUUCGCAGCUGCCUCUUUAAUUUCAACAAACAAUACCAACUCUUCAUCGCCAUCUUGCCCGCAUUUGGACGGUCCAGCCCGGCCACCAACGCCGACCGCCGGCCACCAUUGCCGGCGUCCGGCCACUGCCGCCAGCCUCCGGCCACCUCCGCUGGCCACAGGCCAUCUCUCAACUGUGCUGUUUGCCGCUGCUGGAAUCCGGCCGAUGCCGCCGGAAUUCGGCCAAAGUUCCAGAUCACAUUUUGUGCUAGUUUCACGCCAGGAGAUUCGCUGGAGCUUCACCACCGAUACCCACCGCCUGACUGUCUUGCCGCCACCGUACUACCCCGCCACCAACGGAUCGGACUGUCCCGAUUGCCCAAGGAACUAGGGGGCGGUUAAUUAAUUAGAUUAGAGGUUUUAGGUUAGAAUAUUAAUAUUUAGUCCUAUUUAUGAAUGAUUUAGGGUACAUUUAGUCCUGUUUUUACAAUUAAGUUUCUACUUAGGGCAAUUACUAAUGUUUCAACUACAACUAUAUUUAUAAUUUAUUGGUGUAUGUUUACAUAAUAGACUGCACACAAUAUUUCUACUAUACCACUACGAAAUGA